Diprion similis is the source of this 2417-nucleotide messenger RNA. RefSeq names its product nuclear pore complex protein Nup85 (gene Nup75). The transcript is spliced from 9 exons. Lineage: Eukaryota; Metazoa; Arthropoda; Insecta; Hymenoptera; Diprionidae. Gene Ontology annotation, biological process: protein import into nucleus; positive regulation of DNA-templated transcription; mRNA export from nucleus. The record is from RefSeq and is a predicted model, not a curated record. Gene Ontology annotation, molecular function: structural constituent of nuclear pore. The coding region runs from base 137 to 2050 and encodes 637 amino acids. Gene Ontology annotation, cellular component: nuclear pore outer ring.
GCCUUCCUACUUUGAACGUUUAGUCGUUUUGAGUUGUGAGAAGAUGAUCGUAAGUAGUACUUAAGUUACAGAUUUCGUUGAUGAAUUUAUGUACUGAAUUCACGAAUUAGCGGUGAAAUAAAGCUCAAGUUCAGUCAUGGCAGAAGUUAGCAACGCUCAAAUAAUCGCUGUACCAGACGACGUUUGCAGAAGAGCUGGCUUGGCUGCAACCUGGAUCGGCCAAAAUAAAAUCGGAGUUCACGCCUACAAGCAUAUUAAUGCUCAUUCGAAAGAUGUUCCAAGCGGCCUUGCACCCUGUGAGGCUAAGGUUCAUUGCUUGCGGCAAGAGGUGAUUUUGUUCAAACCGGCGCUUCGUAAACUAGUCAAUGAAAGCAAUGGUGUGUUUCUUGCGAUACAGAAGAUUAGAAAUUCCAGUGAUGACGUUAGACCGGAGCUUUUGAAGUACAGCAAACAUUACAGGUCCAUAUUAAGAGCCUGCGUAGAAAAUCUGCAAGAUGUCGUUGAAAAGUCAACGCCAGACAAAAAGUCGACUUUUGAAAAUUACUUGACCAUUUUUUACAACGUCGAGUGUGUCUGGCACCUAACAGAGAUCCUCUAUGUCGACGUCGUCCCAGGAGAUGUGAUACUUCCACAGCUCUUAGAGUGGGUGAGAUUUCACUUUCCAUCCAGAGAAUUAAUGGCCUCAAAAAUACUUGUGAAGAAAAGUUUUACCGCCGAUUUGGAUAAUAUACAGUACUGGGAAGCAGCCAUAGGAUGCGCUUUGCAUGGUAAACUAGAUACCGUUCGCUCGUUGUUAGCUAUGCACAGCAAGGCAGAAAACCCUGCUUUUGUCACUGCCGAAAAUGCUAUGAGGACAAUGCCUGUUUACAAUGUAUAUGGGGGUUAUUCUAUAAACGAAUUUAACAUGAGGUGGAAGCAUUGGCAAUUUGACCUCUCUUCGCAGAUUGAAAGCAAAACGUUUUCUACAGACCGCAAUUUAGAGUUACUUAUGAGGCUCAUAGUUGGCGAAGAACUCGUUCUGUGGGAAUUUUCCAAAUACACGGAAGCAUGGUAUGAGUUAUUGGCUGCACGUUUGUUUUACUCUGCACCCUGUAGCAAACAGCCAGAAUUUGCUAGACAUGCAAAUCAUAUUGCAGAAAAGUGGCGUGCAGGCAGGUAUUUGGAUCAUGUAAUAUUGGCUCUGAUGGAAAGUGAUUUGCACCAAGUAAUCAAGGAAAUUCAACACAUGAGCGACAAUGGAUGGUUUGCAGCACAUCUGACCAACUUGUUGUACAACUGUGGCAGGCUAGAUAUUAUAGACAAGCAUCAAAUAAAUGUUACCUCACAGCUUCAUGAAUCAUUGAUAUUAGAUUAUGCCAGUACUUUGAUGGGUCAUCAUUCACUGUGGCAGUGCGGAGCUAGCUACUUUGAAUACUGUCCUGCUCAAGGAUUAACUAGACUGCAGGCGUUGUUACAGUCCAUUCCAUUGGGUAGUGAAGCACGAGUGAAUAAAAUUAUCGAAAUCGCUCGUCAAAAGAAUAUGACCAAUGUCGUAACUAGUAUCUCCAAAAUACAAGGAAUGAAGUGUAUGAGACAAGGCAGGCUAGGAAAUGCACUUGCCUGGGCAUUGAAGGCACAGGAUGGUGCAUUUGCUACCUUUAUAGCGGACCAAUUUCUGAAAAACUAUGCCAAACAUGGAGAACUCGAAUGUCAAGACCUUCUAGAGAAUUUAGGAAGCUGUAUGCUGAUCAGUGACAGACUUACGUUUCUUGGAAAGUAUUGUGAAUUUCAUCAAAUGUAUGCACUAGGUGAAUUUAAAGACGCUGCUGCCUUAUUAGUCUCGUUGCUGGUCUCUAAUUUAACUCCAAAAUACUUCUGGUCGAUUCUUCUCACCGAUGCAAUUCCGCUUCUGGAAGCAGAGGAUAUUGUACUCUCAUCUGAGGAUACUUUCGAGCUAUUACAAAGUGUCGAAGAACACGGUGACGAUCCGAAAUUUCAAGACAAAAUCGACAUUUUCCGGUUAGCAGCGACAAGAAACUUGGCACGAGCAUUAAAUGUUGAAGGCUGCUGAGGGGAUCAUAUACAUUCAUUACAACAAAUCGAAAGUGAAACUUGGCAACUGAUGUCCAAAAAUCGGUUCUAAAUAAAUUUCAUGAUUAAAUUCUGUCCGAAUGGUCAAAUAUUCGUUUGUUAAAAAGAUAUUUGACUCUUCAACCGAAGUUCAAAGGAAAAAAAUAUCGAGCAUUUGCCAUCUAUGCAGCUGAGAGCUCAAUCACUGCCAUUUUUGAGAUAAGCCUCGAUAAAUGCACGUGCAAACGUACUCUGUCCCUGGAUGUUCCAGUAUUUUAUUUUAGUUAAUUUGUAAGAUAUAGUUUUGUAACAUUAUUUCACCGAAUUUUCAUUAAAAAAAAUGUUAAAAAAAAAAAAAAACUAUUCCC